Molecule: messenger RNA, 2320 nt
Organism: Orycteropus afer afer
Lineage: Eukaryota; Metazoa; Chordata; Mammalia; Tubulidentata; Orycteropodidae
Gene: NUDCD1
Product: NudC domain containing 1
Source: RefSeq, a predicted model, not a curated record
GAGUCCAGACUUUUUUGUCGCGCUGGCGUUAAGUCCCCGAAAAACUGCACAGCCCAGCAUGCAACAGGGUCAACUUUCUACAUGUGUACUACAAUGUGUACUACAUUUCCCAGAAGUCACUCUGCACCGCAGUGUUUUCUGGGAUGGGAACCACGCCGUUUCCCAGCCUGUGAGACAAGUGAAGCGCGGAUCUUUCAACAAGAGCUUUAUUAAUUACGCCGGGAACUUGGCAGGAGAUGGAAGUGGCGGCUAAUUGCUCCCUGCGGGUUAAAAGACCUCUGUUGGACCCCCGCUUCGAGGGUUACAAGCUCUCCCUUGAACCACUUCCCUGUUACCAGCUGGAGCUUGAUGCAGCUGUGGCAGAAGUAAAACUUGGAGAUGAUCAGUAUACGCUGGAGCACAUGCAUGCUUUUGGAAUGUAUAAUUAUCUACACUCUGAUUCAUGGUAUCAAGACAGUGUCUACUAUGUUGAUAUCCUGGGAAGAAUUAUGAAGUUAACAGUGAUGCUGGAUACUGCCUUAGGGAAACCACGAGAGGUGUUUCGACUUCCUGCAGAUUUGACAGUGUAUGACAAUCGCCUUUGUGCAUCUAUUCAUUUCACUUCUUCUACCUGGGUUACCUUAUCAGAUGGAACUGGAAGAUUAUAUCUCAUUGCAACAGGUGAACGUGGAAAUAAUGCUUCUGAAAAAUGGGAGAUUAUGUUUAAUGAAGAGCUUGGAAAUCCUUUUAUCAUAAUUCACAGUCUUUCAUUGCUGAAAGAUGAAGAACAUUCAAUAGCUACCCUACUUCUUCGAAUAGAAAAGGAGGAACUGGAUAUGAAAGGAAGUGGUUUCUAUGUUUCUUUGGAAUGGGUCACUAUCAGUAAGAAAAAUAAAGAUAAUAAAAAAUAUGAAAUCAUUAAGCGUGACACUCUCCGUGGAAAGUCAGUGCCACAUUAUGCUGCUUUUGAGCCCGAUGGAAAUGGUCUAAUGAUUGUUUCCUACAAGUCCUUCCAGUUUGUUCACCUUGGUCAGGAUAUUGAAGAAAAUAAGGAUGAAAACAUGUCAGAGAAAAUCAAAGAACCUCUUUAUUACUGGCAACAGACUGAAGAUGAUUUGACAGUAACAGUCCGACUUCCAGAAGACACUGCUAAGGAGGACAUUCAAGUACAGUUUUUGCCUGAUCACAUCAGCAUUGUGCUGAAUGGUCAGCUGUUUUUGGAAGGGAAGCUACAUUCAACUGUUGAUCAUGAAAGUAGUACAUGGAUAAUUAAAGAAAAUAACAGCUUGGAAAUUUCUUUAAUAAAGAAAAAUGAAGGUCUGACAUGGCCGGAGCUAAUAGUUGCAGAUAAGCAAGGGGAAUUCAUAAGGGACUCAGCCCAUUGUGCUGCAAUAGCUGAACGUUUGAUGCAUUUGACCUCUGAAGAACUGAAUCCAAAUCCAGAUAAAGAAAAACCUCCCUGUAAUGCUCAAGAGUUGGAAGAAUGUGAUAUUUUCUUUGAAGAGAGCUCCAGUUUAUGCAGAUUUGAUGGCAAUACAUUAAAAACUACUCAUGUGGUGAAUCUUGGAAGUAAUCAGUACCUUUUCUCUGUCAUAGUGGAUCCUAAAGAAAUGCCCUGCUUCUGUUUGCGCCAUGAUGUUGAUGCCCUUCUCUGGCAGCCACACUCCGGCAAACAAGAUGAUAUGUGGGAGCACAUUGCAACUUUCAAUGCUUUAGGCUACGUCCAAGCAUCAAAGAGGGACAAAAAGUUUUUUGCCUGUGCUCCCAAUUACUCCUAUGCAGCUCUUUGCGAGUGCCUGCGCCGAGUGUUCAUCUAUCGCCAGCCCACGCCCAUGUCCACUGUACUUUACAACAGAAAGGAAGGCAGGCACGUAGGGCAGGUUGCUAAGCAGCAAGUAGCAAGCCUAGAAACCAACGAUCCUAUUUUAGGUUUUCAAGCAACAAAUGAGAGAUUAUUUGUUCUCACUACCAAAAACCUCUUUUUAAUAAAGAUAAAUACGGAGAAUUAAUUCCCCCAACACAUGGCUUCUCUGUACCGAGAAACUAUUCAGUGGUAGCUAGAGGGCUGGGAAGUUACACUGUAACCUGUUAAGUUUUGAUGUAUUAAAUAAAAAUAUACUAUGUAAUUUAAAAAAAAAUUUUUAAAGGACAAAGAGAUUAUGAUUCUGUAAAAGAUAUACUAGGCUAUAGGAUGAAGAUACAGAUUUAGAGAAUUGGCUUCUGUAAAAAUGUAAAGAUAAUAUUGGCAAGUAUAAUUAUUUUUAAAAAAUAGAGGCUAAAAUCUCUUUUUAUAUGAAAGAUACAUAAUCCAUUGUUAAAAAAAUAAAAUAUUUAUUCUGUA